ACAACCCUCUGCUUUCCAGCUAAAGGUCUCCAGGGAGUAUCGAACUACCACGUCUGCAGCUGGAAGAGAGGGGAAGAGGAGAGGGGGAUCAAAAUAAACCGACUGUAAGAUAGGACGGCGAGGAGCUAGGACCGCUUCAUGACAACAAAGUCGGCUGCAGCAUCUGGAGCAGAGUAGAACUUGGACAUAAAAUACGCACAGGGUGCAGCUCCAGGGUCCCCCCCCUCUUCAGACUUCCUGCUUCCAGUAACGUCCGAUUACUUGGUUAAAAUUCACCAAAAGGCGAGAAGAAUGCACAGACUGGACAAAUACCUCUCGUGUUAUAAGUAACUCGAGUUUCUCUGUAUCCCCUAGAAACUCUUUUUGCGCUGUGCGCAGAAUCGAUCUCAGUUUCGCCCGGAAAAUCGGUCGUAGGAUACGUUUUUUGUUUUUUGUUUUUUUCUCUACAUAUGAUGUUCUGACAAACAGCACAGUGAAGUUUGCGCGAAGUGUCACAGGAAGAGCUGUCCAGUUUUAGCUUUGUUUUUUAGGGGGGGAGAGAGCGUCAGGUGAUGGCACCGGAGCUGAAAUCGCUUGUCCGAUUGCUGCUGCUGGCGGUGGUGUGGGAGCUGAGCGCGCAGGGGGCGACGGAGCGACACAUCAAUCCAGAGUCAUGGCUGCAGCAGUACGGUUACCUGCCUCCAGGGGACAUGAGGACCCAUUCCCUUCGUUCCCCGCAGUCUGUCCCCUCAGCCAUUGCCGCCAUGCAGAGGUUCUACGGCCUCACCGUCACCGGCACCUUUGACACCAACACUAUUGAGGCCAUGCAGCGACCGCGCUGCGGCGUGCCAGAUAAGUUUGGUGCUGAGCUGAAGACCAACCUCAGGAGGAAGCGAUACGCCAUCCAGGGCCUCAAGUGGAACAAGAACGAAAUCACUUUCUCUAUACAGAACUACACCCCUAAGGUUGGUGAGUACGAGACCCACGAGGCCAUCAGGAAGGCCUUCAAGGUGUGGGAGAGCGUCACCCCGCUCCGCUUCCGGGAAAUCCCCUACAGUUACAUACGGGACAAGGUGGAGGAGUUUGCAGACAUCAUGCUCUUCUUUGCCGAGGGUUUCCAUGGUGACAGCAGCCCGUUCGAUGGGGAGGGAGGUUUCCUGGCACAUGCCUAUUUCCCUGGAAAUGGCAUCGGAGGGGACACCCACUUUGAUGCAUCUGAGCCGUGGACUAUUGGAAACAAGGAUCUGUUAGGUAAUGAUGUUUUCCUGGUUGCGGUGCAUGAACUGGGUCAUGCCCUUGGUCUGGAGCACUCCAAUGAUCCGUCAGCCAUCAUGGCUCCCUUUUACCAGUGGAUGGACACUGAGACCUUCCGACUCCCCGACGACGAUCGCAGAGGCAUACAGCAACUUUAUGGAUCUGGAUCAGGCCCUCAGCCCCCUCCUGUAACACCCCGUACGCCGAACCAUGGCCCCGAUCCCACAUACGCCCCAGACAUGCCUCGCUUUGGUCCCAACAUCUGUGAUGGGCACUUCGACACCAUCGGCAUCCUCAGAGGAGAAAUGUUUGUGUUCAAGGAUAAAUGGUUCUGGAGGGUACGUAACAACCGUGUUCUGGAUGGGUAUCCCAUGCCGAUUGGUCACUUUUGGAGGGGACUGCCCACUCAUGUCAAUGCUGCUUUUGAAAGGGAAGAUGGGAAAUUUGCUUUCUUUAAAGGGGACAGGUAUUGGGUGUUCACUGAAUCAAUUCUGGAUCCAGGUUACCCUAAAAGUCUAAAGGAAAUGGGCAGUGGGCUUCCUAAAGAUCGAAUAGACGCAGCUCUCUUCUACACCCCGACUGGACAGACAUUCUACUUCAGGGCAAACAAGUAUUACCGUUUCAAUGAAGAAUCACAAUCUGUUGAUGAUGGCUAUCCCAAAGCAGUUAGCGUGUGGCAGGGAGUGCCUGACAACAUCAAGGCAGCCUUCAUGAGCAAAGAUCAAGCAUACACCUACUUCUACAAAGCUAACAAAUACUGGAAGUUCAACAACCAGAUGAUGCGUGUGGAGCCGGGAUACCCCAAGUCAGCCCUUCGUGACUGGAUGGGCUGCCCCAACGAAGAUCCCAAGACGGACGGAGGUAGAGGCGGAGGUGGACACGACAAGGACAAGGAACGGGAGAAGGACAAGGAACGGGAGGAUAAAGACAAAACUAGAGACAGAGAGAGGGAGAGGGAAAGAGAGAGGGAGAGGGAGAGGGAGAGGGAAAGGGAGAGGGAGAGGGAAAGGGAGAAGGAGAGGGAUGAGGAAACGGAGGUGAUCAUUAUCAAGGUGGAUGAGGAGGAAGGGGUUGGUGGUGGCAGCGGAGCAGCAGCGGUGGUUGUGCCACUGUUCCUGUUAGUGUGUGUGAUUGCGACGCUGGCAGCCUUGGUGUUUUUCCGUCGGUACGGCACCCCACGCCGACUCCUCUACUGCCAACGAUCUCUACUGGACAAGGUGUAGACGGAGGAGGAGGAGGAGGAGGUGGAGGUGGAGGUGGGGAGCGAGGGGGCAGGGAAAGACAGGGAGAGAAAGAGAGGAAAAAAAAGUGGAAGGAAACGUUGAACACAGACGAUAAGAGCAGGAGAGAGUGCGAUAAACUGGGGAAAGAGCAGGAGGAAGAGCACCCGACUUGGGUUCCAAAAUAGUCUUACCACUGCCUGGUUCCUUCUGCUCUAUCUUCAACUAUUCCAUCCUUCCAUCUUUCUUUUCUUUUCGGCUCUCCCUCGCGUCUCGGGCUGCCUCGUGGUUACUGACGCCAGCUCAUUGCUGUUUGUUUUAGCCUUUUUCUGUGUCUUAUUUUUUAGGUUUUGUUGUCAGUGGUCCGUGUUUGUGUCCUUGUGAAUUUUUCAGCUUCGAACCUGCAUCUUUCAAGAUGCCCAUUCUAGCAUGUUCCUUCAAAAAAAAGCAAAGAGCGCGUAUGAUCGCUUGUUUUUUCCCCCUUGUAAACUCGCACUCUCACAUUAACAUAAACAUCUGGAAACCACAGUGGCGUAGUCAUUGUGUUUCUUCAUCUUCCAGUAAAGUAACAUGUCAGAGCCAGUAUGGACCGUAAAAGGGAAACAAAACAUUAGCUCAAGUUCUUAUGAAGCAUGAGAAACACUCGUAUCAGAGUUAAGCAAUAAAUGCGACUGUGUCUUUUCCUUUUUUUUUAUAUCAGUGUCUUUAGUGCUGAUUAUUAUUAUAAUGAUGUUGUCAUUAUUAUUAUGACCAUUACUAUUAUUGUUGUUGUCCUCUGUGUAAAGAAUGUUUUUUGUACAUUGUCAUUAAAAAGUCCUGCUGGACAGUGACAUACAGUUUUGAAAGUGGCCUUAAUUUUAUAUAUGUGGGGACAGUGAAUGGGGAAGGGGGUUAUGUAUUCUUGAAACUUGAUUGUUUUUUUUUUUCUUUUCUUUUUUUUUUUUUACUUUGAAUCCAUCUCAAAUGAAAAUAAAUUGAAAGAUCUGAAAAUGACUCGUUUUUGUCAUUGUACUUGUUUACAAAUCACGGUGCUACAUUCCUAGUCAGGGGUUACAAACAGUUUAACAACAAUGAUAAUGAUACUAGUGAUAAUGAUAGUAAUGAUAAUGAUCUAGCUUUCUCACUGAGAUUCUCUGUGUGUGUUCUCACUUAUAUCUUAAAGCUUUUCUCACUAAAUAAAGUAAUUUCAAAAGGC
Messenger RNA from Acanthopagrus latus (yellowfin seabream), 3648 nucleotides. It is a transcript of the gene mmp14b, whose product is annotated as matrix metallopeptidase 14b (membrane-inserted). Gene Ontology annotation, molecular function: metalloendopeptidase activity; zinc ion binding. The coding region runs from base 552 to 2456 and encodes 634 amino acids. NCBI's taxonomy places the organism in Eukaryota, Metazoa, Chordata, Actinopteri, Spariformes, Sparidae. The record is from RefSeq and is a predicted model, not a curated record. Gene Ontology annotation, biological process: zymogen activation; skeletal system development; extracellular matrix organization. Gene Ontology annotation, cellular component: extracellular matrix. The transcript has 10 exons.